AUGAUAGCAGUACAUCUUGCCAUCAAGUACGCUAUGAUAGCAGUACAUCUUGGCAUCAAGUACGCUAUGAUAGCAGUACAUCUUGCCAUCAAGUACGCUAUGAUAGCAGUACAUCUUGGCAUCAAGUACGCUAUGAUAGCAGUACAUCUUGCCAUCAAGUACGCUAUGAUAGCAGUACAUCUUGCCAUCAAGUACGCUAUGAUAGCAGUACAUCUUGGCAUCAAGUACGCUAUGAUAGCAGUACAUCUUGCCAUCAAGUACGCUAUGAUAGCAGUACAUCUUGCCAUCAAGUACGCUAUGAUAGCAGUACAUCUUGCCAUCAAGUACGCUAUGAUAGCAGUACAUCUUGCCAUCAAGUACGCUAUGAUAGCAGUACAUCUUGGCAUCAAGUACGCUAUGAUAGCAGUACAUCUUGCCAUCAAGUACGCUAUGAUAGCAGUACAUCUUGGCAUCAAGUACGCUAUGAUAGCAGUACAUCUUGCCAUCAAGUACGCUAUGAUAGCAGUACAUCUUGGCAUCAAGUACGCUAUGAUAGCAGUACAUCUUGCCAUCAAGUACGCUAUGAUAGCAGUACAUCUUGCCAUCAAGUACGCUAUGAUAGCAGUACAUCUUGCCAUCAAGUACGCUAUGAUAGCAGUACAUCUUGCCCUACUUACCAGACAUGGCCGCGGUAUGACCGUAUUUCCAACACAAUUGGUAAAUGCGUUGAAUAAAAAGCUAUUACCAUUCCUUACAACAGCAACACAGAAACACUUCACUAUUCGAGAUCUAGAGCAUGGAUGA
Messenger RNA from Saccoglossus kowalevskii, 783 nucleotides. RefSeq lists its product as uncharacterized. The record is from RefSeq and is a predicted model, not a curated record. NCBI's taxonomy places the organism in Eukaryota, Metazoa, Hemichordata, Enteropneusta, Harrimaniidae.